AAAUAAGGAAUAUGUACCUAGGCCAAAAGAUGUCCUCUUUCAAGGGCUGAUAAACGCAGUCCGAACAAGACGGCUCAAAAUUGAAGGCUUGGGCGCUUGUUUUCAAUUGGGACGAAGGCAACGUCAAAAACUCUCCCAAUCUCCCCUCCAUUCCGUCCCUUCGCUCAAAUGCGAUCCAAGGACAGGAUCUCUUACUUCUACGAUGGGGAUGUUGGGAAUGUCUACUUUGGGCCUAACCAUCCGAUGAAGCCACACAGGCUUUGUAUGACUCAUCAUCUGGUUCUAGCUUACGGUCUUCACAAUAAGAUGGAAAUUUAUAGGCCUCACAAGGCGUAUCCGAUGGAGCUGGCUCAGUUUCAUACACCUGAAUACAUUGAGUUUCUGCACAGGAUAAAGCCGGACACCCAGAACUUAUUCGAGACCGAACUGAAAAGAUAUAAUCUAGGAGAGGAUUGUCCUGUAUUUGAUAACCUGUUUGAGUUUUGUCAAAUUUAUGCGGGUGGAACAAUAGAUGCGGCACGCAGAUUAAACAAUCAGCUAUGUGAUAUAGCUAUAAAUUGGUCGGGUGGUUUGCACCAUGCCAAGAAGUGCGAGGCUUCAGGAUUUUGUUAUAUUAAUGAUCUAGUCCUGGGAAUUUUGGAGCUUCUCAAGUAUCACUCCCGAGUUUUGUAUAUUGAUAUUGAUGUACAUCACGGAGAUGGUGUAGAAGAGGCUUUUUAUUUUACAGAUAGGGUAAUGACUGUCAGUUUCCACAAGUAUGGAGAUAAGUUUUUUCCUGGAACAGGUGAUAUGAAGGAUGUAGGAGAAAGAGAUGGAAAAUUUUAUGCCAUAAAUGUGCCAUUCAAGGACGGGAUUGAUGAUUCCAGUUUCACUCGUCUCUUUAGAACAGUUAUUUCAAAGGUGGUUGAAACAUAUAUUCCUGGAGCAAUUGUUCUCCAAUGUGGAGCAGACUCAUUAGCUGGUGAUCGUUUGGGCUGCUUUAACCUCUCCAUUGAUGGGCAUGCUGAAUGUGUUAGGUUUGUGAAGAAAUUUAACAUACCCUUGCUGGUGACUGGAGGAGGGGGGUAUACCAAAGAAAAUGUCGCUAGAUGUUGGACUUAUGAAACAGGGGUUCUUCUAGACACAGAGCUUCCUAAUGAUAUACCUGAUAAUGACUACAUCAAAUAUUUUGGCCCUGAUUAUUCAUUGAAGAUUCCCGGGGGGCACAUUGAGAACAUGAACAGCAAAUCAUAUCUUGGCACCAUAAAAACACACGUAUUGGAAAGUCUUCGUUGCAUCCAGCAUGCUCCAAGUGUGCAGCUGCAGGAGGUACCACCUGACUUUUACAUUCCAGAUUUUGAUGAAGAUGAGCGAAAUCCUGAUGAGCGCUUGGAUCAGCAUACACAAGACAAGCAAAUCCAGCGAGACGAUGAAUAUUAUGAAGGUGACAAUGACAAUGAUCAAUUCAUGGAUGAUGCAUGAGCUCCCCCAACAUCCUCUUUGGUUUUAGCUUCUGGGGGUAGGGAUUUAUUCUUAGUUUGAGAUAUGACUAGGUUAUAUCUUGUAUGUAUAUAUAUAUGCUAUCGUUUUGGUUUGGAUAAGAGGAAAACAGAAACACAAUUCCAAUGUUGUCUUUAUGGCUUAUUCUGGCAUAAUACUGAGUGUGGAUGGUUUUGGUGAUAGUUUGUAUAGGGCAAUGUUGUGUUUUCGGGGCUUUUCUCCUAGAGGACAAAGACGAAUGUCCAAACAUGUGAGAAAAAACUGCUAGAGUAUAC
Cuscuta campestris is the source of this 1754-nucleotide messenger RNA. The record is from the annotation of a GenBank genome assembly. NCBI's taxonomy places the organism in Eukaryota, Viridiplantae, Streptophyta, Magnoliopsida, Solanales, Convolvulaceae.